CGUGACAGCCUGUUUUGUUUUCGUUUAGAGCUGAAGAGGAAGUGGCUUUCUGUUUGGUCAGUGGGAUUCAAAUAUAUAAGACAAUCACGAGGUUUUAACCGUGUAAUAUCUUAGCAGGUGUCGUACGAAGGUCUUACUUGUUCCGUAGCCUGUGUAGCUAAGGUUAGCCGACUUCCGCCUGUGCAUCCUGUACGGACACGUACGCAGCAUACUGGCAGGUUUAAAACGAGAGUGUUAAAUGAAGUACAUGCCAACAGCAAAACCACUGGUGCUGAUGACAAAGACAAGUCAUACGUGUUUGAUAGUCUCCAGCAUGGCCUCUUUGGUCCUGCUCAUGAUGGUGCUUUACGGGACCAUGAGCAGCCAGCAGCCGGGCGGCUCGAGCCUCAGACACGACUACCAGCUGCUGGGCAGACCCCUGUACAAACUGGAUCUGAGCUGGCCCAAGAACCCGGAGCUCUACACUGGAGACGUGUUUGGAGUGGCAGUCAACCAGUAUGCUGGGGUGGUGUAUGUGGCUCAGAGAGGUGACAACGUUCCGAAGGUGCUGGUGUUCACUACAGAUGGAGAUUACCUCAUGUCCUGGAACACAACCACCCUGGAGAAGCCUCAUGGAAUAUUUCUAGCAGAUGCAGCUUCAUCAAACCCCACUGUGUGGAUCACAGACGUGGGGAACGGCCCGUAUGGUCACUGCAUCAAACGGUACACGCCAUCAGGAAAGUUGCUACAGGUGCUUGGAACGCCAGGAAAAGCAGGUUCUGGACUGGACCCCCUGCAGUUUGAUCAGCCCGCCGAGAUAUUUAUCCAUGACUCUGGGGAAAUUUAUAUUGUGGACGGUGAUGGAGGGAUGAACAACCGCCUCAUUAAGCUGUCCAAAGAGCAGAAGGUGAUGUGGAUGCAUGGAGAGAAAGGACAAGGCCUAGCUCAGUUCUACAUCCCACACAGCGUGACCGUGGACACGGCCCAGAGGGUGUGGGUGGCUGACAGAGGAAACAAGAGGAUCCAGGUUUUUAAUUCUGUCACCGGGGAGUGGCUGGGGACGUGGGGGAGCUGCUUUACUGAAGAUGCACCCUAUUCUGUCCGCCUUACCCCAGACAAAAAAUACUUUGUUGUUGUCCAGCUCAACACCAAUCAGAUUUCACUGCUGGAUGCUCCGCCUGUAGGCAUGAUUGGCCAGUGCAGAGUGGUCAGUGUGAUCCAGUUGGCUGAUGAUGUGAAGCCCCACUUGGUAGACCUAGACCUGAAAACUGGGGCUCUGUAUGUGGCUGAGAUCGGAGCUCAACAAGCACAGAAGUUCACCCCCUUUAGUCUGGGUGAAAAUUUCCUGUGACACCAAGCUAAAACAGCCUGACUGAUCAUAAACGGUUUAUGAUCGUCUGACAUAAAAUGUACGAGAGUGUCAACAAACAGGAUAUGUUUAAUCCUUUUAAUUAGCUGGCUUGAAUCAAAAAUCAAAAGGGGGUCUAUCGUGUACUUUACAGCUCUUUUUCUUUCUGGGACUCCACUACAGCAGCUUUGCAUGAUCACAGUAAGCCCACUGAGGCCCAAGUUUAAUCCAUGACAACCCUAACUUUAAACUCUAACCGGAGACGAUCCGAAUAUUUCUGUGGUUUAAAAAAAUGUUCUGCUGAGUAUCAGGGAACAAAUCACACAUCGUGGUGUAACACACCAAAAACAAACUAACAAGUUCUCUAGAAUAUAGGGCUAGACUUAGGGUCCAAUCACUAAUAGAGGGUUAAAGAAACUGCCCUUUAUUUGAAAGUGAACUUUCAAACUGAAAAGGAAAACAAUUUCAAGCCUUUUGCUCAGUGGAGUUAAUUUUACCUCCUUAUUUGAAGCCUGUCCUCAUAAAAUGUGAAUAAACAGUUUAGCCUUAUAGAUAUGCAUAACCACAGACUGGUGUCAGAUUCACUUCAGUUGAAUUCAGUUGUAUUUACAUAGUGCCAAUUUACAACAGCAGUUGCCUCAAAGUGUUUUAUAUUGUGAUGUAAAAACGAUAUGACAAUAAUAGACAGAAACUCCCUCUGAGCUGGCAGAAACAGGCCCGAGCGGCUGAAGGAGAAGAGAGCAAAGAGAGACGGGACAAAUUGCAAACUAGAGCCAGAGUUAAUCACCAAUGAUUAAAUCCUGCAUUCCAAAAACGUGUUGAUCUUCUGCUGCUACAAAUUAACACGUGCAGUCUCAUUUAAACGGUGGUCCUGACAUACUUUUUAUUUUUUCUUCUUUUAAAUAUUCAGUGGAAUUCAACAACACUGGCACAGCUGUGAAUAUUUCCCAAAAUGUCAUUAUCUAGUUUCAGCUACUUUUCUGAUUUUGGCUUUUGUCAAAGUAAUAUAAAGGUAAAACAGAAUGAAAAGUAUCAUGUGAUUUUUUUUUUUUUUUAUCAGGGUGUUGUUGUCAGUCCUCGCUGUAGUUAUGUGCCAUUUGUAAUGUUCUGAUUUUGCACUGUUUCAGCAGAUCAGAGCCUCUCUGAGAUGUUUUCCUUCUUUACUGCAGACACUUUAAGUUUGUGUGUUUUGCCUGAACCAGAGUCUAGCAAAAGGCUGGAGCUGUUCUGAUAAUAUUAUCUGAUAAUGCUGUUAAUUCAUGUAUGAUUGAUUUGUGUUUUUUGACACAGCAGAUGUAAAUAUUUUGCAGCAUUUUCCUGAAUCUGUACAGAGUAUACACAUUAAAAUUCAUCCUAAUGCUGUCAUCACUCAUCAUUGAACACUAGCAGCCAUAUGUACCGGUGCCAGAAAGCUGUCUCCAUCAUAUGUUCAGGGCCUUUCCAGAGUGUUGUGUUAAAGUCUAAUCUGGCCUUUUUUUCCUUGAGUACAGCGAGUGGUUUGCAUGUUGUUGUAAACAGGAUUGUACAUCUAGAAUCAAGGUGUUUCCUAACUGUAGUUUUUGGCACCGACCUCCUCAAGACUGUUUCUGACUUGGCUAAAUGUUGUGAAAGACUUUUCUCCACAGUCAUUCACUUUGAGUUAUUCUGUGCUUUGCAUGGUAAUAGUUACCUGCCACCAUCAGUCACCAUGCAGUGUAAGAAUCUGUGAUCUGCUGAGAUGAAACAUGCUUCUUUUUGCUGUUUGUUAGUGUUUAGAGUAAUGGGAUUGUUGUGUAUAUUCUCUUUGUAGUACUACUCUCUGUGCAGUAACUGAGCUGCAUGAAUGUGAACUUAUAUGUAGCAAAUGUUAACAGGGUUGAUGGUUCUUUUUUAACCUGGUGGUCAAGGGUUAAAGGGUCACACCACCAAUGUUCCUCAUUAAAAUUCAUCGACACAGCUGUUUGUGGAGGCUUGUAUACAUCAGUGCAAUGGAAUACGAUUUAUGGGCUGUUUAACAUUUUGACUUUGUUUAUUUUGCUUCUUCCAGUAACAAUUAAAUGAUACAUUAGAACGUGACAGCAGUCGGGAUGUUAUCAGGAAAAUCAGCCUAAGGUACGAAGCUUGAUAAUGCAGAUCCAUAACAAGGCAGACGAUGGUGUGGUUAUGGGAAGAGCCUUAUAAAAUACACUGCUAAGCAACGGGGGAAUGAGGAGCAGGUGACUGCGUAAGUCAGGUAACUACAGUCACAUGGCUGACUCCUGGACAAACAGGCAGAGCACGUUUACUGAACAGGGUUGGGUCAGAAAUCAGAUUUAGUGCGUCUGAAUCUUACAAAGUCAGAAUAUCUCAGCCUCUACUGCUUUGGUUAUGUCGCUCAUAGAUCACGUAUGUUUCUGCCAUAAUUUAUUAUAAAUGUCAAUCAUUGUUUAUAUUCAUUGUAUUUAAGAAUAGCCUUCCAAAAGAACCGUUUGCCACUCACUGGUUUACGACAUUAAUCUGUGAUCCCAUGAGGCAUAUUUUCAGACUUAUUGGAGACUGCUGUAAUAUGUAAAGGUGUAAACAGUUGGUCUGUGUAGUUUCAAAUGAUCAUUUUCCAAUAUUGAGUUCAUCCAAACAUGUAUUAGUGUCUGCUCUAAAUGCAAUUACAAUUUAAAUCCUUAUUUUUUAUUCAUUUUUGGUAAAUUGGUCAGUCAAUGGUAACUUUAUUGUCCCCAAUGGGAAAUUGAUUUGCAGAAUAUCCACACAUCAAACAACACACAAAGGUGUCAGGUCACUUUAAGUAGCAUCCAGUAAGGACCCCGUCCGUCCAUGCGUCCGUCUGUCCGUCUGUCUGUCUGAAGCGCUUUUAUUUUGGUGGAUUGUGCUUAGGUACUACCAGUAGGUGGAGCUGUAUCCACAUAGUUUGUACGAACGCCAAUAAAGAAAUA
Messenger RNA from Pelmatolapia mariae (spotted tilapia), 4233 nucleotides. RefSeq names its product NHL repeat-containing protein 3-like. Gene Ontology annotation, molecular function: protein binding. Gene Ontology annotation, cellular component: extracellular region. The transcript has 3 exons. The record is from RefSeq and is a predicted model, not a curated record. Bases 239 to 1330 code for a protein of 363 amino acids. Lineage: Eukaryota; Metazoa; Chordata; Actinopteri; Cichliformes; Cichlidae.